AUGGGCCGUCGAUCGGGCCGCGCAGCCGCGAAGCGCGCUGCCGAGAAGCUAGAGAGCACCCCGAGAGCAUUCGAGGGAGUCGAGGACGACACCAUGGCCGAUGUCGAUAUGGACGCCUCAGACGCAGAGCCUCAGCCCGAAGCCGACGAGCGAGAAGACGGCGACUCGGCAGGCGAGCCCGAGAAGGAAGACGACCAGGACUCUGAGCCUGAUGAGCCCAAGUCGCCCUCCCCGCCCCCGCAGCCCGUCAUCAGAAGGCGCCGCCUGGGUCGGCCGCCCAAGAACAGGCCACCGGACUGGGACACUCUGCCCAUCGAGCCGCCCAGCCGCGAUCCCAACGACACCCCGCGCCGCCGUGGUCGCGGAGGCUGGCGAGGGCGGGGCGGCCGCAAGGGCCAGUCCUUUGCGCCCACCCAGCAGGCCAUCGACGCCGACGGCACCAUGAUCGACAUCGUGGAUGACGAGCUGGCUCUGCCCGAGGACCCCGAGGGUGAGACCAAGGUCGACAAGCUGGGCAACCUCCAGGGCGGUCGCGAGUACCGUUGCCGAACCUUCACCGUCGAUGGCCGCGGCGACAGGCUGUACAUGUUGUCCACAGAGCCUGCGCGAUGCGUUGGUUUCCGAGACUCAUACCUCUUCUUCACCAAGCACAAGCGCCUCUACAAGAUCAUUGUCAACGAUGACGAGAAGCGCGACAUGAUCGAGCGCGAGAUCAUUCCGCACUCCUACAAGGGCCGUGCGAUAGGUAUCGUCACGGCCCGCUCCGUCUUCCGCGAGUUCGGCGCCUUGAUUGUCGUUGGAGGCCGCAGAAUCAACGACGACUAUGAUGUCUUUGCGCGCAAGGCCGAGGGUGCCGUCGAGGGCGAGAUCGCCGACCCCAACGACAGGUUCGUCCCGGGCGAGCCGUACAACAAGAACCAAUACGUCGCCUGGCAUGGUGCCAGUGCUGUUUACCACACGGGCGGCCCCUCGGUCCCUGUUCCCAAUGGCAAACCCGAGGUCAAGAAGCGCCGUGUCACCGUCACCGACUCCAACUGGCAGCUCGAGCAUGCGCGUGCUGCUGCCCAAUUCAAUGCCGAGGUCGGUGCAAUCCGCCGUCUCAACAACGCUGGUGUCUACGACAUCCACACCAACACCCUCCAAUUCCCUACCACCAUGCAGCCCACCCAUGCUCGUAUAGAGCCGGUCUUCGACUCGUCAUCGCCCUCUCAGAGCAGCAUAUUCCCGCCAUUGGAUCGCAAAAUUCCCCGUAACUUCAGAGUGAUCGACACCGUCAUGGAGACGCCUCCUAUCGGUCUCCAGUCUGCCGCGUACCAAUCCGAGCGCAAUGUUCCCUCGUUCCUCGAGCCUUUCCAGGGACUCAGUGCCAUGUCCGACGACAUCAAGGACCUGCUCCCACCCGAGUGCCGUAAGGCCUUUGAUGAGGCACUGGAUCAGGAGAACACUUGGAAGGCCAAGUGGGGACCCGAAGCCGAUGUCAUGCACCGACGGGCACCCACCAUCGAUGCCGCCAUUGUGCCGUACAGCAAACUGUAG
Messenger RNA from Neoarthrinium moseri, 1536 nucleotides. RefSeq lists its product as uncharacterized. Lineage: Eukaryota; Fungi; Ascomycota; Sordariomycetes; Amphisphaeriales; Apiosporaceae. Gene Ontology annotation, cellular component: nucleus. The record is from RefSeq and is a predicted model, not a curated record. The transcript is spliced from 3 exons. The coding region runs from base 1 to 1536 and encodes 511 amino acids. Gene Ontology annotation, molecular function: chromatin DNA binding.